Rotaria socialis is the source of this 693-nucleotide messenger RNA. NCBI's taxonomy places the organism in Eukaryota, Metazoa, Rotifera, Eurotatoria, Philodinida, Philodinidae. The record is from the annotation of a GenBank genome assembly.
AUGAAUGAUGCUAAUAAUAUUAAAGUUGCUCCUGCUCCAUGGAGUAUAAAUGGUUCAAAAGCUUAUCUAUUUAUUCAUGGAUCACGACCCAUCCAAGAGUCAUUUAAUGAGAAUCCUGAUCCUAUUCGAAGUCCAUUUUCCGGAGGUAUGGGUGGAAUGCUACUCGUACGUUAUACAGAUUCACCAGUAGGUCCUUAUGAUGAAUUAUUAUUUAUCCCUGGCUAUUAUCAAUUUCGGGAUGCAAAUUAUUAUCGUAUUUCACAAAUUUAUGUCUCAUCUAUAGACUCAGUAGUAAAUGGUCGACGCAAUUGGAAUGUACCAAAAAAAUUGGCUCGAUUUUGCUGGACUGAUAAUGAUACUUGUGUAAAGAUUUUCUUGCCUGAAAGUGAUGAACCUUUUUGUACGAUUCGAGUUCGACCAAGACUCUAUUGUAUUCCUGUUAGUAGUGCAUUAAUACCAUCAAGUUUUCGAACAUUAUUUCAAAUACCGCUUGAAGAACAAAAUGAUAAAAAUAUGUAUUUAAAAAUAACACCGUCAUGCAGUGGAUGGUUUCGACCGCUUGUUGAAUUAAUUGAAUUUCAUACCAAUGGAAAAGAAAUUCCAUCACAUGAAAAAUUAUCUAUGUAUACAUAUGGCGUUGGCUAUGAAGCAUUUACACUAAUAUUUCCUAUCGCUGAACAAGUUUUAUAUUAG